AUGCAUCGCUUACAAAUAAUAAGUGCCAAAAUAUGUGGAUCAUCAGUCACCAACUCUGUACUUCCACAAGCUGGUCGCAAAUUUUUUUCAACGAAUUCAAAAUUAUUGGCUGUUGCAGUGGAAGUUAAUCAGAAAACUGCAGACGUAUCCUGGGAAGAAGCAAAACCAUUUUCGCAAAUUCCUCGAGUCGAAGCACUUAAAUUAAUGGUGAAUCUUUUCCCAGGAGGAAAAUUUUACAAAAAGAAUAUAUUGGAAAUGAAUUAUGUUUUUACAAAAGAAUAUGGAAAUAUCAUAUUAGCGAAAGGAACUUUUGGAAAACCUGAUACUUUACUUAUUUACAGCCCACAAGAUUUUGAGAAGGUAUAUCGCAAUGAAGGUAUCUGGCCUUACAGACGAGAUUUCGAAAUUUUCAAUCAUUUUCGCAAAAAUAUACGAGCGGACGUUUAUGGAGAGAACGCUGGUCUUCUUGUAGAGUAAGAAAAAAUACAUUAUCAAGAAUAAUUAAUAUU
Molecule: messenger RNA, 509 nt
Organism: Ctenocephalides felis (cat flea)
Lineage: Eukaryota; Metazoa; Arthropoda; Insecta; Siphonaptera; Pulicidae
Product: cytochrome P450 12b1, mitochondrial-like
Exons: 4
Coding region: 1-477 (158 amino acids)
Molecular function (GO): heme binding; oxidoreductase activity, acting on paired donors, with incorporation or reduction of molecular oxygen; iron ion binding
Source: RefSeq, a predicted model, not a curated record